AUAAUUUCGCGGUCACAGCUGUUGCAGCUAAAAAUUGAGUUUGCAACAUAAAUAACAAAAUAAAAUGGUUUUAACCAAGGAAGAGGAGGGAUUCAUCCGCCGCAAGCACGAGCACACUCUAAAGCUGCGCAAUGAGUAUUUGAAACAGAGCUCGAAUCCCUUCCGCCACGCCACGGGCGAAGGCGGCACUGUGUUCGAUGCCGGUCUAGCCCGCUUCCAGGCAAUGCGUGUGUCCAACUACGAGCACUUCAAACCAACCGGGAAGUCUUUCCGCACUGGUCUCUUUGCCGUCGUACUGCCCAUUGCCAUUUACGCUUGGGCUCUGAAGAGCGAACGCGACGGUCGCGAGGAGAAAUACCGAACCGGGCAGGUGGCCUACAAGGAUCGCCAGUUCAAGUUUAUUUAAGUUAUCUAUCUGGUGAUGUUGGAUUUGUAGUGAAAUUAAACAAAACACAAAACAACCCAUUUGUUAAC
This is a messenger RNA of Drosophila subobscura, 474 nucleotides long. RefSeq lists its product as uncharacterized. Bases 65 to 406 code for a protein of 113 amino acids. Gene Ontology annotation, cellular component: mitochondrion. NCBI's taxonomy places the organism in Eukaryota, Metazoa, Arthropoda, Insecta, Diptera, Drosophilidae. The transcript has 2 exons. The record is from RefSeq and is a predicted model, not a curated record.